GGGCGCGCACGUCGCUGUAACCAGAACGACACGGAAGUGGCGGAGAGCGAAUGUCAACAACAAAAAAAGAGACGGCGAAAAGUGUUAACGUUAAUGUUGGCGUCGAAACCAAACGCGAGCGUGACGUCAGUGCUGGGAAGAGAAGCAAAACGGGAAAUUGUUCACGACUUGUUUUUGAGUGACCGCUUCUUGUUUUUUAUGCUGUUUGUAUAUAAAAUCAGCGCGCGCGAGGCUCCUUGGCUCUGAUAUCCUGCUGAGAGCUGAUGGAUCUACUGACAUGAAGUGUUUAUACCACGGAGAAUGAUUUAGUUUGACGUUUUAUUAAAUACAACCUUUUAAAUCUCCGUGGGAAGAACAUCAACAUGCAUUCCCCUUACUGCCUGUGGAUUUUUAGCCUUUUAUUUCUGACAGUUCACAGUCUGGAGCUGGCCUCCAGUUCAGCACAUUGUUUGAAGUCUUCAAAAAUACUACAGGCAAGACAAGGAGAAAUUCACAGUUCCACCCGCUCUGGCCCUUCUAGCCCUGUGAACUGCAGCUGGGUAAUCACUUCCGCAGUAGGAGAGCGUGUGAUUGUCAGUUUCUCAGAGGUUUUCAUUAGAUGUGGCUGGAGCUGGCUAAGCCUGACAACCGCUACAGGCCGGCCUGUGUCAAUUUGUGGAAACGAGCUUCCCAAACCAAAGGAGUUCUACGAGGGAAACAUUACAGUGACGCACCACUUUGUCCCGCACUUCUUCUCAGUUUCACAAUUCCGCCUUUCAUACAUUAAAGACACUGGUCCGUGUUACCCGGGUGAGUUUGAGUGCUACAGUGAGCGCUGUCUUCCAAUGUCCUGGCGCUGUAAUGGCCAGGUCGAGUGCCUCGGGGACGGCGAUGAGCUCGGCUCAGACGAGGAGGACUGUGACCCUGUUGAAGCCCAACCUUACCUGGAAAAUGAGCCCACACUAGUCCCAUCUGAAAACCCAUCAAGCUCAGCUGUUACCAACGUGGAGAUGGGGCGCAGAGCAUCUGACCUCUCCGCUCCAGCCCAGGGUGGGCCCUGUGGAGGGUAUCUGCAGGCCUUUUAUGGUUCUUUUGUACCCCCAGUGCUGACUGGGUCUGCAAUGCAGUGUGUGUGGUCAGUGGAUCCACAGGACUCUCGGCCACUUAAGCUGGAGCUGCAACAGCUGGCACUUGGGUCUAGCGAUGUUCUUAUCAUCACUGACCAGCCUGGUGGGGGCGGCAACGUCAUUACAACUGUCACCUACACAUCCAAUUACAAAACAGUGGAGGUGGAGUCCCCUACUGGUCUGCUGUCAGUAACGUACCGUGUACAGGAGGCCUCUGAUGGGCGGGGCUUUAAUGCCACAUACCGCAUUGCUGAUUACUGUCUUCCUUGGGAAGGUCUCUGUAAGGGCUCAGACGGGGGCUGUUACACGUCGAAGCAGCGCUGUGAUGGCCACUGGGACUGUGCAGAAACGGGUCUGGAUGAGGACGGUUGUGGCGGAUGCCCGGCUGGGUACUUCCCCUGUGGGACACUAGCACUCCAGAGGACGGCGCACAGCCGGCCUGCCUGUUAUUCCAUCAAAGAGAGGUGCAACUACCAGCUGAACUGCGCUGACGGGAGUGACGAGCGAGAGUGCAAAGUGUGUCAGCCUGGCACAUUCCAUUGUGACAGUGACAGGUGUGUGUUUGAGAGCUGGCGCUGUGAUGGACAAGUCGACUGUAAGGAUGGCACUGAUGAAUUAAACUGCACUGUAACUCUGCCUCGAAAAGUCAUCACCGCAGCAACUGUGGGCAGCCUGGUGUGUGGUCUGCUGCUGGUCAUUGCAAUGGGCUGCACCUGCAAACUAUACUCACUUCGGACAAGAGAAUACAGCUUGUUUGCCCCAAUCACUCGUCAAGAGGCAGAAUUUAUCCAGCAACAAGCUCCGCCCUCCUAUGGUCAGCUGAUUGCUCAGGGAAUUAUUCCUCCUGUAGAGGAUUUCCCAACUGAGAACCCCAAUGAGCCCACGUCCCUUUCUCUGAGAGGACUGCUUCAGAUCCUCAGACAGGACAACAUCUCUUCCCCACGCCGAAGACGCAGGCCGCGGAUUGUCCGACGGGCAAUUCGACGCUUGCGCAGGUGGGGUCUGAUUUCCAGACCAACCUCUAGAUCUACCCAGACCACGAGCUCCCCCACAGAACAGACAGAAACUGGUUCUGCAGGCCAGGAGCCCAGACAGUCCGGCCCUACCAGCUCAGCGGUGCCCAGGGAAACUACUGACCAGCCACUGCCACAAAAAGUGUCGCUGUCUCAACAAACAGAGCAAGAACAACAAGCAGAUGCAACACUUUCUCUUUCUCCUUCUCCCCCUCCUCCUCCUCCUCCUCCUACAUCACAUCCCACAACCCCGCCCUCUGUCCAGCCAGCUGAUGCUCCGGAAACACGUCAGACCCCACCUGUCACUGUUGCCCCCAGCAGUCCUUCACUGGCCUCUCUCUUCCAUUCUCUGGGGCUGAGCAUCUCUCGUUUCAGACCUUCGUCUUCCCCUACUGCACUUCCGCUCUCAUCUUCCCCUUCUUUUUCUACCUCUUCCUCAGAAGAUGAAGUGCUACUGAUCCCUCUUUCCGAUGACACAACCUCUGAGGAUGACGUGCCCAUGCUGACUUAAAAUGGACUGCACCCGCUUUCACUUUUCUUAUCUUUUAUCACAUUCUCCCUGUUUUUCCCCUCCAAGCGGCAUCAUGUCUGCAGUCUGCUGGCAAGGUGCCUUAUUUUACAUGAAUAGGUUCAUUUUCCCGAUUAUAAAUGUGUCAAGUAUUGGAUGACUGUGCUGGAGUUUAGUCGCUGUGCUUUUUAGAUGUGCACUUGUGAUGGAAGAAAAAUGUUGCACAAAAAAAUUCUUCCACAGCCUCUCCUAAACGAGUGUGUUUUCAUGCACAAUCUGAUGUCAUCUCAUUUCAGCAUUUUCAUGUGGUUGAACCUGUGCAUGUGUGGAAAUUAUAAGAUUAAGGAACUAAAGCAUGCACUUCAAUUAAAAUUGAGAUGGUUCAAUUGUUCGAGGACAGACAGCGUUAUGUGAAAUUAGCAAUGUUUAAAAUCAUGUUUUUAAAAGCAAACUUUAAAUAUAUUUUCUGGUUAAUGGAACAAAUACUUUCACUACUUUAGCCUUGAUUCUAAAAUAGAUACCAUAAUUUAGUGAGUCUUGCCGAGACAGAUUAUAAUAUUGCUUAAAAACAAGCAAAUCAUUCUUUUUGUUGUUAAGGAUGCUCCGAUUUAUCGGUUAUACCCAAGUAUCGACCGAUAUUUGCCUUGUUAACUGCACUUGGCCUUUCCGUAAAUAAGUUAAUUUUCACUUAUGGCAGUGGCCGAUGUUUUUCUAUUUGCAUCAGUUCAAUGUGGAACUGGUUAUGUGGUGUAUUGGUUAACUGUAGUCUGACUGGGCAACAGUAGCCUAUCCAGCCAGCUACAGCUUAUGGAAAAUUUCAAUAGCUGGCACUGUAAUACCACACAAACCUGCCCUUUUGUCACAAUCUUCUAACGCAGACUGGUGUAUUUUUAUUCAGACAAAAUAAAACAUUGUCCACAUGAGUCCACAUAAACACUGUUUAUUACGGGGAAAGUUCAGCUGGAGGUUAAUUAGUGCAGCACUAGAGCACUCUUCUUUUUUCAAGUCUAGUUUACCAUUAAAAAAAAGAACAACAACAAAAGCAACAACAACAAAAAAAAAAACAUUGGUAUCAGCCACAUUAUAAUUUUGAAUAUCGGCAUCAGCCCAGAAUUUCUCAAUCGGUGCAUCCUUAGUUGCAAUGAUGACUUUCUUUUUCUUUUUUUUCACACAGAAACAUUAAUUGAAAUAUUCUGCCCGGUGUGUUUCCCUUGGCAAAAUUCACAGCAUCAUGCUACAAAUAUCCAGGCUAUUCUCUUGUGAUUUAUUUUUGUACAAUUAAUUAACAUCUGUAUGUAUUUAUAUAUAUUUGUGUGUGGGUGUGUGUGUGUGUGUCUUUUACUGCUAUACACCUGGCUGUGUGUAUUCUUUAGAAGUGCCUUUGAUAGAGCUUCCUAUAGAUCACUAGACAUUAUGUGACUGUAUGUACUUGCACAUGAAGGUCAAACACACACAUGCAAAAGUUUACACCUCAGUUUGAUAUUAAAAUCACCCAGGCCAUGUUUAGGCUAUUGCAUGGCAGAAACGUGUAUAUGUGUGUUUGUGUGAAUGUAGUCACUCUGUUGAGACAAUCCUUCUUGGUGCCUGAGGCAGGUUUGUUAUUUUGCACCACCAACCUGAAUUACUUUAAUGAAAAUUAAACAUUUCUUCUAAUUUCAGCUUCAGUAAAAAGUGAAAGAAACACGAGUGCCAUAACUAUAAUCCUCUUUUGCACUUGCUCUUAUGAAUUCCUUCUUUUCGCCAUGUUGAUAUUGUUUUUAUUACUGAAUGUAUUGAAGCGGCUAGCUGUGUAACAUGUUUCUCGCUAGUGGUGAUUGCAAUAGAAAUUUUGUGGUUUUAAAUGAAAAGAGAAAGAAAAUACUUUUCUUAAGAUGUGUUUCAUUGUAUAUAUGCUGAAAGAUCUAGAGAAACCACAAUGAAUAAAUCAUUUGCACUUUUA
This is a messenger RNA of Clarias gariepinus (North African catfish), 4566 nucleotides long. It is a transcript of the gene lrp10, whose product is annotated as low density lipoprotein receptor-related protein 10. Gene Ontology annotation, cellular component: plasma membrane. The transcript is spliced from 11 exons. Gene Ontology annotation, molecular function: protein binding. Lineage: Eukaryota; Metazoa; Chordata; Actinopteri; Siluriformes; Clariidae. The record is from RefSeq and is a predicted model, not a curated record. The coding region runs from base 363 to 2630 and encodes 755 amino acids.